AUGGCGGCCGGACCAAUCCCAGUGCAACAGCCUGCAGUCAAGGUGGUUUACAUCGACACUCGUUACGUGGACGUUGAUCCCCUCAGCUUCAAAUCGGUCGUCCAGAGCCUCACCGGCAAGGACUCCUCCGCCGUUGAUAUUGCAUGGAUGACGACGGCAAACAGCUCCAUUUCAGGGCAAAAGCGCAAAAGAUGCCGCGGCGGUGGCGUUUCAGCUUCAUCGGAAGAAUACUGCUGCUCGUCGUAUGAUAAGGGGUUUGAGGGAUUGUUGAUGGAGCUGCCGCCGCGGCCCAUGGAGGAGUUGCGGUGGCUCUGGUCUGAAUCAAAAUCCCUAGCCACUUAG
Molecule: messenger RNA, 342 nt
Organism: Diospyros lotus (date-plum)
Lineage: Eukaryota; Viridiplantae; Streptophyta; Magnoliopsida; Ericales; Ebenaceae
Product: VQ motif-containing protein 1-like
Exons: 1
Coding region: 1-342 (113 amino acids)
Source: RefSeq, a predicted model, not a curated record